This is a messenger RNA of Symbiodinium sp. CCMP2592, 2754 nucleotides long. NCBI's taxonomy places the organism in Eukaryota, Dinophyceae, Suessiales, Symbiodiniaceae. The record is from the annotation of a GenBank genome assembly.
AUGCCUUCCAAGCCAACUCCGCCCCUCCUGCAGCAGCCGCUGUGCCCUGGUGCCCAGCGUCUUGGACAUCUCCACGAGGCAGGCAACUGGAUCGUCACCAGAGACAGCUACGAUAAGGGCGAAAAGAUUUGCCUUGCAAGCGUGCACCUCUUCAUGGCUGGGAAGGACUGGCCAGUGGAGCUGAAGCCCGAUGGUAUGUCUGCGACUGUGCAGACGAACCACAAAAGCUUCACCACGGGCUUCGAGGAUGCGCAUGACUUCACGAGCUGGACAGCAGGAGAAUCUUCGAUCGAGUCGACUACCUUGAGCUGGGCCGAAAGGUGCCUCGUGAGCUUCGGCAUCUACAUGCCUGGCAACCUCGUGCUGAACGUCACCACCUUCCUUUCUCGAGUGCUGCUUUGGCAGGUAGCCGUGCUUCGCCUGGCUGCAUUUUGUGUAGCCUGGUUGGCCGUGGCGUACCAGACCUGCUUCGGCCCGGACUUUUCGAAGGAGAUCGACACGCCACACAGCUUGGUCGCUUCAGUCAUGCCAGGCUACAUGAUCAGCCUGGAACUCCGGAGUUUCGAGGUUGAGGGUGCGAUUCGCUGCCUGGGGGAGAUCAGAAGGGAUCCGAUGGACAAGACCAAGAACGCCAUGAGUCCGGAGGAGCAGCUUGAGGACCUGCAAAGGCGUUUCACGCUCUUGGAGGGCGAGCGCAAGGCAACAUACGAGACGGCCAAGCUGAACAUCCAGCAGAACAAGGAGAUCAUCACCCAGAUGAAGGAGGAAAACAAAACGCUGAGGAAUCAAAUCGCAGAGAUCCGCAUUGAGAAGCCCGAGUCCCUGGAGAAGUCUCUCGAGAAGACGAUGACUGAAGUCCAGAAUCUGCAGAGAAGGAUCGACCUCUUGAAGAACGAGAACAACAAGAAGCGAGAGUACCUCGAUCAGCUGUGGCCUUGGCUCUCCUCUGACAUGGUCGUCUGCCUCUUUGGAGGGCGGCUCAGUUUUGCAAUGGCGACGGACGCUUACCCGCUGGACGAGCUCGGUGGAGGCUUCGAAGAUGGCUCGGACGAUGGGGUGGACUUCCCCCUUCCCGAAGGUGUCCAGAAAGAGAUCUUGAGCGAAGCUCCCACCUCCGAGUGGGCCAAGCCUCGCAAGGGCGAUGAGGUCACGGUGCAUUACACAGGGACGCUGGAGUCUGGGGAUGAGUUCGACUCCACCCGGGACAAAGAGCCCUUCACCUUCAUCCUGGGAGAGGAGGAGAAAGCCGUCAGAGCAUGGCAGUUUGGGAUCCCUACCAUGAGGAAAGGAGAAGUCGCCAAGUUUAAGGUGGCACCGGAGUUUGCUUACGGUUCGGAUGGCACGGAGAAGGUGCCGCCGAACUCUACUGUGACCUAUGAGAUCGAACUGGUCAGAUGGAUGCCGCGGGUCGACUUGUUUUCAGAUGGAACGAUCAUCAAGACGGUGGUCCUGGAGGGAUCUGGCUGGAAGAUGGCGAGGAUGCGGGAUGAAGUCUACAUCUCUUUGAAAGUCGAGAAAAGCGAUGGGACCACCUUUUACGAAGCCGGGUCCCUGGAGUACGUCCUUGGCUCUGACCUCCUGGGCCCUUGGUCCAAAGCCGUCGACCGCUCCCUCGUUUCAAUGAAGAGGGACGAGAUCGUCACUCUGCACUUCGCGAAGACUUUCGACUGCGGUGCAGAGCCUCAGGAGUUGACUGGCACGCUCACCCUGCAUCAGAUCUACGAGACCAAGGACAUUUCCUACAAGAAGGAGAAGACUCUACUGAAGAAGCAAGUGGUCGAAGGGCAGGGCUAUGAGAUGUGCAAGGAUGGCAGCAGUGUGAAGCUUCGUGUGGAGGAGGCCCUGGAUGCCUCGAAGACUGCCAUUCCAUCUUUCCAGCCACAGGUUCUGGAGUUCGUGGCUGGCGAAGGUGAAGUUGCUGACGCAUUGGAGCUCUGCGUUGCAGACAUGAAGAAGGAGGAGAAGGCGAUUCUACGGGUGCUGCACCCAGCGCAGGCAGCGGAGCCGCGGCUGGGUUUGGCGAACCUGGAUGUUGAGGAGCUGCUGCUGACGCUGGUCUUGGAAGAUUUCGAGCCGGCGAAGCACAGCUUCAGCCUGUCGCCAGAGGAGAAGAUGGAGCGCGCUGCUGCCAAGAAGGAGACGGGAACAAAGCUGUUCAAGGCCCAGCGAUGGGCCAUGGCUGCAAGAAGCUACCAGGCGGUGUCAGAUAUGUUGAGCUACGUGGUGGUCUCAGAGCUGCAGGGCGAUGCCCGGAGCAGUGCAGAGACCCUAAAACUCACCUGUGAGCUCAACUCUGCCGCCUGUCUACUGAAGCUUCAGUGCUUCAAAGAAGCCAAGGCUGCUUGCGAGCAAGUCCUGGGACAGCAGAAAGGCAACCUUAAGGCGCUCUUCCGCAGGGCGCAGGCAGAGCUUGGCCUCAAUAACUUCACCGAGUGCAUCGCCGACUGCAAGCGCGUCCUGCAGUUGGACGCCGAGAACCGCGAUGCCAAGCUGCUGCUGCGCCAGGCGGCGGCAGCUCAAAAGGAGUCUACGAAGAAGUCGAAAGAGGUCUACGCCAGCAUGUUUGGCGGAGGAAGCGCUGAUGCCAAGGCCAGCGCUGGUGCGAAGCCGGCGCCUAGGGAAGAGCGGAGGCCCUCGGCCGCUGCUGCGAGCUCGGGGCCUGCGCCAGGUCUACUGGGCUCCUUGUAUCAGCAUGUGGCUGCCUUCUUCCUCUUCUGGAACCAUUUGGAUCCUGGGCUGCACAUGGUGGAUUGA